CUUAGCUGGUGGCGGCCUCAAGACAAGUUGUGCGGGUUCGCUGAUCAAUCAGCGAUAUGUGCUGACAGCGGCGCAUUGUGUGACCGGUCGGAUAGAACGAGAUGUCGGACCAUUAACCUCCGUACGUCUGGGUGAGCAUGACACGCGUAGCACUGUCGACUGCUCCGGUAAUGUGUGUGCACCGGAAGCUCAACGUGUGGGCAUCGCUGAGAAGCGCGUGCAUGACAGCUAUAGAAUGGAUUCCCCAAAUCAAGUGCACGAUAUUGCGUUGAUUCGCAUGGAGCGCAAUGUACGUUACUCGGACAGCAUCCGACCCAUAUGUCUACCCUCCGUUGCUGGCCCGGAGCCGCGACGUGCCGGCCAACAGUACACAGUCGUUGGCUUUGGACGCACCCUGCAGACCAAGGAGAGUCCUGUCAAGCAAAAGCUAACUGUGGCCUAUGUGGAGCCGGCCCAGUGCCAGCGCAAGUUUGCCGAACGCAAAAUCCAAAUCGCACCCACCCAGAUCUGUUUGGGAGGUAAGUUCGGACAGGAUAGCUGCGAUGGGGAUUCCGGUGGUCCGCUGAUGCGCUUCCGUGGCAGUGCCUGGGUUCUGGAAGGCAUCGUCUCCUUCGGCUACAAGUGCGGCCUCAACGGCUGGCCGGGCGUCUACACAAAUGUGCAAGCCUACGAUAUAUGGAUAAGGCAGAAUACCUAUAAUUACGAGCAAUCGAUCGUUCGAUUGUUGUUGUCAGUGCCUCGACCGCCGUCGCUCAUGUUUCGCACGGCGCAUUGGGCUUUGUGGGCGGCCGCCUGCUCAUUGCUCGCCAGCUGCUGUCUCGCAACGGAUGAGAUCGGACGUCAGAGCUGCGAUAUACCCAACGAGACGAAGCGUGGCAUUUGUGUGCAGGUUAGCCAAUGCUCGGCGUAUCUUCAAGUGCGCAAUGUGACGAACUUAACCGCGGAGAAGGUCAAUUUUCUAAAGAAAGUGCAAUGUGAACUCGAAACAAUUGCUUCCGGCGAUCAGCCUGCAGAUGACGGUCAUGCCGACUAUGAAUCGUUAGUCUGCUGCCCGGCCAAUGGACAGGAUUAUCUAUAUCCUGUCAUACAGUUCUCCAAAUUCGAGUAUCGGCGCUUUCUCGAUGUCACGGCGCGCUUUAAAAAGAAGAAACUCAAACGACGCAUUCAAACUGUCGAGCCUAGCACGGGCUUUAAUUUGCUUAACGAAUGCGGCAAACAGGUCACAAAUCGCAUCUAUGGCGGCGAAAUAGCCGAGCUGGAUGAGUAUCCCUGGUUGGCUCUGCUGGUCUAUCAUUCAAAUGACUAUGGCUGCAGUGGAUCUCUAAUUGAUGAUCGUCACAUCUUAACCGCCGCCCAUUGUGUACAGGGUGAGGGCGUGCGUGAACGUCGUGGAUUAAAACAUGUGCGCUUGGGUGAAUUUAAUGUCAAAACAGAGCCCGAUUGCGUUGAAGAGCCUAACUACUUGAGCUGUGCGGACGCUGCUUUGGAUAUAGCUUAUGAUAAAAUAUAUGUGCAUCCUGAAUACAAGGAGCAUUCUAGUUACAAAUACAAUGAUAUUGCCAUCAUUAAGCUGAAGCAUCCUGUGUCCUUUACACACUUCAUUAUGCCCAUUUGCUUGCCAAAUAAUACGGCUGAGACGCCUUUUGUGGAGGGACAAACGUUCUCGGUCUCCGGUUGGGGACGAACUGAUCUAUUCAACAAGUACUUCAUCAACAUACACAGCCCCAUUAAAUUGAAGCUGCGCAUACCCUAUGUGUCGAAUGAGAAUUGCACGAAAAUAUUGGAGAUGUUUGGGGUACGUUUGGGGCCGAAACAGAAGUGCGCCGGUGGGGAAUAUGGCAAAGAUACCUGCGCCGGCGAUAGUGGUGGUCCACUAAUGUACUUCGAUCGUAAACAUUCCCGAUGGCAUGUCUAUGGCAUCGUCAGCUACGGAUUCACACAAUGCGGCAUGGCCGGACAUCCGGCGGUUUACACAAAUGUUGCCGAAUAUAUGGAUUGGAUUCAAAGUGUUCUGGGCACUUGACAACAGAUUUAUUCGAUUUACCCAGUGGGGUGGGUGGCAUCUAACAACACCGAUAUUUUCAAAUAUUUGUACAUAUUUUGCUAAUUAUCUAACGGCAAAUGCUCGUGCCGUCUGCUAUUUGACUAAUUGUGUGUGCGACUGUGUGUGUGUGUAUGCAUGUGUGUGUAUGUCUAUGGCUGAGUGCUAUUUGUGUGCGUUAACAAAAGUCUGAAAAACAUGUCUUUAUUUAAAUAAACUAUUAAAAUAUUUACACAACAACAACAAUAAAAACAUGAAAUUGAAAAUAAAAUUGAGAAA
Molecule: messenger RNA, 2320 nt
Organism: Scaptodrosophila lebanonensis
Lineage: Eukaryota; Metazoa; Arthropoda; Insecta; Diptera; Drosophilidae
Product: serine protease 7
Exons: 6
Coding region: 236-2023 (595 amino acids)
Biological process (GO): proteolysis
Molecular function (GO): serine-type endopeptidase activity
Source: RefSeq, a predicted model, not a curated record